ACUCAGCAACGCAGUGUAACAAAUAACCUGAGAAUAACCACACCCAAGGAUAAAGGAAGACAGCCUCAUUUUGCCUGCAUCACUCCAGCCCCUGAGCCAGCGUUGCCCCGGGUCAGGAGGGAGCUCCCCAGCUGAGAGAAUGCCCCUUGCUGAGAAAGGAAGAAGGAGGGGAGGAAUCCUGGACGGAACAUAUAGGAAACAGCUUUUAAAGCUGUAGAUCCUUCUGACAUUAGGAUUAGUGGUGAUACUGCCAGAAAAAAAAAUAAAUGCUGAUGUUGGAUCUUGCCAAAAAUCUUGUCAAGAGUGUGGAUUGUCUCACACAGAACGGAGAUGUGGCUUCUGAUUCUGGUGGCGUAUUUGUUCCAAAGAAGUGUGAAUUCAGGAUGUAUGCCAACUAAAGCCGUGGAUCCAGAAGCUUUCAUGAAUAUUAGCGAAAUCAUCCAACAUCAAGGCUACCCUUGUGAGGAGUAUGAAGUUGUGACAGAAGAUGGGUACAUCCUUUCAGUUAACAGAAUUCCUCAAGGCCCAGUGCAACUUAAGAAGACAGGUCCGAGGCCAGUGGUGUUACUGCAGCAUGGCCUGAAUGGGGACGCCAGCCACUGGAUCUUCAACCUGCCCAACAGCAGCCUGGGCUUCAUUCUGGCAGACGCCGGUUUUGACGUGUGGCUGGGGAAUAGCAGGGGGAACACCUGGUCUCGGAAACACAAGACCCUCUCCGUAGACCAAGAUGAGUUCUGGGCUUUCAGUUAUGAUGAGAUGGCUAAGUUUGACCUUCCUGCAGUCAUAAACUUUAUUUUGCAGAAAACCGGCCAGGAAAAGAUCUAUUAUGUCGGCUAUUCACAGGGCACCACCAUGGGCUUUGUUGCUUUUUCCACCAUGCCAGAACUGGCUCAGAAAAUCAAAAUGUAUUUUGCUUUAGCACCCAUAGCCACUAUUAAACAUACAAAAAGCCCUGGUGCCAAAUUUCUGUUGCUGCCGGAUAUGAUGAUCAAGGGACUGUUUGGCAGAAAAGAAUUUCUGUACCAGACCAGAUUCUUCAGACAGUUUGCUAUUUACCUGUGUGGUCAGAUGAUUAUCGAUCAGAUUUGUAGCAACUUCUUGUUUCUUAUGGGAGGAUUUAAUACAAACAAUAUGAACAUGAGCCGAGCAAAUGUGUAUGUCGCUCACACUCUGGCCGGAACGUCUGUGCAAAAUAUCCUACACUGGAGCCAGGCACUGAGUUCCGGGGAAUUCCGGGCAUUUGACUGGGGGAACGAGACCAAAAAUCUGGAGAAAGGCAAUCAGCCAACUCCCAUAAGGUACAAAGUCGGAGAUAUGAUGGUCCCCACUGCAGUGUGGACUGGGGGUCAGGACUGGCUUUCAAAUCCAGAGGACGUGAAGACACUGCUCUCUGAGGUGACCAAUCUCAUCUACCAUAAGAACAUUCCUGAGUGGGCACAUGUGGAUUUCAUCUGGGGCUUGGAUGCUCCUCACCGUAUGUACAAUGAGAUCAUACAUCUGAUGAAGCAGGAGGAGACCAGCUUCUCCCAGGGAAAGUGCGGGAUCAGGCUGUGAAGCAUCCGAUACUGAUGAGUCUUAGGAUUUUUCAGGAUUUCCAGAAA
Molecule: messenger RNA, 1601 nt
Organism: Neomonachus schauinslandi (Hawaiian monk seal)
Lineage: Eukaryota; Metazoa; Chordata; Mammalia; Carnivora; Phocidae
Gene: LIPM
Product: lipase family member M
Exons: 10
Coding region: 331-1554 (407 amino acids)
Molecular function (GO): hydrolase activity, acting on ester bonds
Source: RefSeq, a predicted model, not a curated record